AUGCCGAGCCAUAACUAUAAUAAAAACUAUUGCAACGAAAAAAUUGUUUGCCCAAACCUAUCCACAUUGGCAUUGUCCAGAAAUGCUUUGGAUACAGUCGAAGAAUUUGCGGUCUUAUUCAAUAAAUUACGUAUAUUGUAUUUGAGCUACAAUAAGAUUGGAAAGCUAAAUGGAUUAGGUGAUUUACAAAAUUUAUCUCGUUUACACUUGCGAGGUAAUCAAAUAUCGGACUUGGAUGGUUUUACUGAUAAUUUGAAGUAUUUGUCGUACUUAAACUUGAGGGAGAACCGCUUAAGCGACGUAAAAGAGCUCAACAAAUUGACGUGUCUGAAAUCAUUAAAAACGCUAGUGGUGUCGGAUAACGAUUUCAGCAAAAUUUCGAUUAGAUCGAAGGUUCUGAAAUUGUUACCAUGGCUGGAGAGAGUUGAUAAGGAGACGGUUAGCAAAGCUGAGCGUGAAUUGGAAAAAUCCGAUGAAAAUCCACAAGAGUACGAGGAAGAGGAAGAUCAGGAAGACGAGGAGGAAAAAUAA
This is a messenger RNA of Rhopalosiphum padi (bird cherry-oat aphid), 531 nucleotides long. Its product is annotated as leucine-rich repeat-containing protein 23-like. Gene Ontology annotation, molecular function: protein binding. The transcript is spliced from 3 exons. The record is from RefSeq and is a predicted model, not a curated record. NCBI's taxonomy places the organism in Eukaryota, Metazoa, Arthropoda, Insecta, Hemiptera, Aphididae. The coding region runs from base 1 to 531 and encodes 176 amino acids.